Messenger RNA from Sorex araneus (European shrew), 957 nucleotides. Its product is annotated as olfactory receptor 5B17-like. Gene Ontology annotation, biological process: G protein-coupled receptor signaling pathway; sensory perception of smell. Gene Ontology annotation, molecular function: olfactory receptor activity; odorant binding; G protein-coupled receptor activity. The coding region runs from base 1 to 957 and encodes 318 amino acids. Lineage: Eukaryota; Metazoa; Chordata; Mammalia; Eulipotyphla; Soricidae. The record is from RefSeq and is a predicted model, not a curated record. Gene Ontology annotation, cellular component: membrane. The transcript has a single exon.
AUGGCAUCCACGGAGAAUAACUCAGAGGUGACGGAAUUCAUCCUGCUAGGACUCACUGACACCCCGGAACUGCAGGUGCCUCUCUUUGUAGUGUUCACCCUCAUCUACCUCAUCACCCUGAUAGGGAACCUGGGGAUGGUCAUGUUGAUCCUGCUGGACUCCCGCCUCCACAUCCCCAUGUACUUUUUCCUCAGCAACCUCUCCCUGGUGGACUUCUGUUACUCCUCAACAGUCACCCCCAAGGUGAUAGCCGGGUUCCUUAUUGGGGACAAGGUCAUCUCCUACAACGCAUGCGCUGCUCAGAUGUUCUUUUUUGCCGUCUUUGCCAGUACAGAAAAUUUCCUUCUGGCUUCAAUGGCCUAUGACCGCUAUGCAGCGGUGUGUUGGCCCCUACACUACACCACCAUAAUGACCACAAAGAUGUGUGCGCAUCUGGCCAUAGGCUCUUACGCCUUUGGAUUUCUGUCGGCUGCUGUUGACACUGGAAACACCUUUUCCCUCUCGUUCUGCAUGUCCAAUGUGGUCCAUCACUUUUUCUGUGAUAUCCCAGCAGUCAUGAGCUUGAGUUGCUCCAACAAAGACUUCAGUGAACUGAUGCUGCUUCUCCUGUCAAGCGUUUAUAUCUUGUUUGCUGUUGUUAUAAUCUUGAUUUCUUACGUGUUCAUAUUCAUCACCAUUUUGAAGAUGCACUCAGCUGAGGGCUACCAGAAGGCCUUUUCCACCUGUGCAUCUCACCUCAUGGCAGUUUCCAUAUUUUAUGGGACUGUCAUUGUCAUGUACUUACAGCCCAGUUCCAGUCAUUCUAUGGACACGGAUAAAAUUGCUUCUGUGUUCUAUACUAUAAUCAUCCCCAUGCUGAACCCUAUUGUCUAUAGUCUGAGAAAUAAAGAAGUAAAAAAUGCUUUCACAAAAGUGGUAGAGAAAGCAAAAUAUUCUGUAAAUUUAGUCUUAAAAUGA